This is a messenger RNA of Schizosaccharomyces japonicus yFS275, 2501 nucleotides long. RefSeq names its product membrane bound O-acyltransferase. NCBI's taxonomy places the organism in Eukaryota, Fungi, Ascomycota, Schizosaccharomycetes, Schizosaccharomycetales, Schizosaccharomycetaceae. The coding region runs from base 431 to 2182 and encodes 583 amino acids. The record is from RefSeq and is a predicted model, not a curated record. The transcript is spliced from 6 exons. Gene Ontology annotation, cellular component: membrane.
UGUAAAUGUAUCUAAAUUGCUUCUCUUUAUAAGUACCCAUUAAUUAAAAACCAUAUGGUUCUUCACAACCAACAGAUCCAAAUUUCACUCUCGCACCAUAAUAAACAAUAUACCUCGCAUCAUUUUGUUAUAAUUAGCGGUUACUCGUUUAUAAACUAUUUUUUUUUUCUUUCUCUUCCUAUCGAUUUUUGACGACCCAAUGAUAUACAACAUAAUUAUACGCUCAAAUAUUUCCAACGUUAAUACCAAUAAGAAGUCCAUUAAUUGAAACCUGUCGCCCACACAACGAACAGCUGUUUUGUUGACAUACUCUCACGGUACUCCAUAAAACUUGCCAUUCACUCUGGGUGCUCCUGUCCACCAGGCCAAUAAUUGCGAACAAGUGUUGACAGCACCAAAUCGACCACAACGCCUCUGAGAUUCACCUACCAUGCGAUGCAUCUUCAGUUAUGAGGUGUUGGACGGCGUCAACCGACACUUUCGAGGGCUGGAGAAGUCUCCAGUAAAAGGCAAUUCGUCGAGUUCGCGAACUCCCAGCUCUCGCUUUUCAACAAGCUCAAAUUCCUCUACAAAAAACAUACUCUACAAGUCAAGAUGGAACUCAAUUGAGUUUUACUGUUACUAUAUAAUCAUUGCGGUUGCACUCACUGCAUGUGGUCUUGUUAUGUUCAGUGUCAGUUCUCCAAGUCAUCCAGGCUAUUACAAGUUUUCAAAAGAAUUGUCAAAAGGAUGGAUGUUUGGACGAAAAGCAGACGUAACAGACUACCAGUAUUCUUCCUUCCGAGAAGCUGUUAUUUUGCUCUUUGUGCUUAUGGGCUUUUAUUUUCUUGUCAAAAAAAUAGUUUUAAGAUGCUUCUCAAAGUCAUUCGGCCAUAAAAAUGUGCAAUCGUGCUAUCGCUUUGUUUUUUCUCUCAUCUUCGCGUUUUCGGCCUUUGGCUCCGGAAUGCUAUUCGUUUUUGCUAUUCUACUUGUCAACUUCUCAAUUGCUAUGAUAGCUAAAGACAGUGUGCUUAACCCAAUUAUCACCUGGACUUUUAAUAUCAUCGUGCUUGUCUGUAACGAACUGUAUACCGGAUACAGUUUUGCUGCUAUCCAUCCGUCACUGGCUAAACUGGACCACAUGAAGGGCAUUCUGCAGCGUUGGCAUGUUUUAUUUAACCUCACCACGCUCCGUUUAAUAUCAUUCAAUUUGGAUUAUUAUUGGUCUUUGAAGUCCAAAGAAACAUUGAAGACGUUCAUGGCAUCCAAGGAACGUUCUGUUGAAUCAUUAACGCUUCGAGAACGUAUGGAGUUGUCCAGAGAGCAACACGAAUACAACUUCUUUAAUUACAUUCUUUAUCUAUUUUACGCCCCUUUAUAUCUCGCAGGCCCAAUAAUCACGUUCAACAACUUUAUGUCUCAGUUGGAACAUCCUUUUAAAAGUAAUGUACCCCACAGAAACUUAUACUACGGAAUUCGUAUGGUCCUGUGUAUGGUUCUUAUGGAACUCCUUUUGCAUUUUGCCUACGUCAAUGCCAUCAAAAACUACGGAGAUUGGGGUUAUUAUAAUCAAGUCGAGCUUUGCAUGAUCAGUUUUGUGUUACUUUUCAUGACCUGGUUGAAACUAUUAAUUCCCUGGCGCGUCUUUCGGUUUUGGUCCCUAUUAGAUGGCAUUGAUCCUCCCGAAAACAUUAUUCGCUGUAUGUGCAAUAACUAUUCCGCACUCGGUUUCUGGAGGGCAUGGCAUCGAAGCUACAAUCGCUGGCUUGUACGCUAUAUAUACGUUCCAUUGGGUGGAAAAGCUCAUUCUCUCCGUAAUACGUUUGUUGUUUUCACCUUUGUUGCAUUUUGGCAUGAUCUUACGUUAACUUUGCUGUGUUGGGGGUGGCUCAUUGUCUUGUUUAUUCUCCCCGAACGGCUUACGGUCUAUGUCUCAUACAAAAUUGGUCUUCACAAGAAGCCCUACUUUCGCAUAAUAUCCGGCAUCGGUUAUGGUCUCAACAUCCUUUUUAUGAUCAUAUGUAAUCUUGUUGGUUUUGCACUUGGCAUCGAUGGCUCGUCUCAAGUACUCAGGGAACUUUUCCUAACACAAGAAGGCAUUAAGUCCCUUACUAUAGGUUGGCUACUCAUGUACACCGGUGUCCAGUUUAUGUUUGAAGUUCGUCGGGGAGAAGAACAUCAAGGUUUAUUUUUACGUUGUUAAACCUUCUAGCACACCGAGACACCCGGCGUUGUUACAUGAGUAGUUUAGAGGAUUGCUUGAUGUAAAAUCCUCGGACUAUUUGUUAAGGUUAGGAUUGUGUAUAUUCAGCAAAAAAAAUGUUUCCCGAAGUUUCACUCAUAGCUCUAGCGUUGAGUUUUCCUUUUUUUUUUUCCAUGUCGUCUUAGAAAUGAGUUAUAUUAAUAUGCAUUUUAUUCACAAAGUUAUGUGAUUUAAUAUCAGCUUUCCGUCACAGGUAUUUUAAAAAAUUAGUUCAAAUUUACCAAAAAAAUAACAGUAUAUAUGAUACAACUAAGUACUC